CAGCAAGAAGACCAGAAGCUGGCAAAACCUGAUCAGCGUUCCUUUCAAAUUUGAAAUCGGCAUCUCGCUUCUUCGGUUGUACCAGCAACACCACACCACACCACACCACACCAGGCCAUGGCUAUGGCUCUGGACCCCGAAACCGACCUGUCGUUUCCCUACUGGACCUCCGUUCGCCGACGUUUCGGUCCCGACUCUUCUUUCUUUGCCAGCGGAAACUUCGAGAGAGAACUUCUCGCCAAACAGGUUGCCUUAGAUUUAACAGAAGAUGAAAAGCAUCAGCUUCAGAAGAUGGUAGACCAGGAUACCAGGGAGGUAUUCUGUCCAAUUGCCGGUUGUGGUGCACGAUUGACUUCAUUGGAGGACUUUGAAAAUCAUUAUAAUGCACGGCAUACUGCAUCCUGUUCAGUGUGCUCCAGGGUUUAUCCAACAUCACGCCUGCUCAGCAUACAUGUGUCAGAGGUGCAUGAUUCCUUCUUUCAAGCAAAAGUUGCUCGUGGUUAUGCUGUGUAUGAGUGCCUUGUGGAAGGCUGUGGUUUGAAGUUCAAGAGCUACAAAAGUCGGCAGCAACAUCUGGUGGACAAGCACAAAUUCCCCACUUCGUUUGAGUUCUUCAAGAAGUCUCGGCCAUCCAGGAAACAGAGGCAGAAGCAACAUCGUAAACAAGCUCUUCACAGUAAGGAUGAACCUUCAAGUAUGAUGGAAGUUGAAGAUGAAACCAUCAAUGGCCUUGUUUCAGCAGUCUCUAAGCUAAGCACAUCUGACUCCUCCCCAUCAACUGUCAGCUUUGGUCGUCGCCAUAGCCGUGGCUUAACAUUUGUCCCACGAGCCAUACAGCGUGAGAAAAGGCCAGACUCCACAGCAGAAGAAACAGAGAGAUAGCCAGCAUCCACCUGGAACUAAAUCUGGGGAAGUUUCAUAUCAUUACAUCUGGAGGUGAUGUGAAUUAGAUGAAACAAGCUGACAGCUUAUUUUGGUUCAAAACCCACGCCUAUUUUAGGUAGUCAAGUUUGUUGAGAGCAAAGCUUCGAUGUCUCUUUGGUAUUGAUACCCGAAGAUCAAUUAUCUAUAUCAGUGUUACAUUCUGAAUGUCAUAAUGAAUUUGGAGUUUCAUU
Molecule: messenger RNA, 1115 nt
Organism: Rubroshorea leprosula
Lineage: Eukaryota; Viridiplantae; Streptophyta; Magnoliopsida; Malvales; Dipterocarpaceae
Source: the annotation of a GenBank genome assembly